This is a messenger RNA of Cyclopterus lumpus (lumpfish), 5099 nucleotides long. RefSeq names its product microtubule associated monooxygenase, calponin and LIM domain containing 1 (gene mical1). The coding region runs from base 332 to 4138 and encodes 1268 amino acids. The record is from RefSeq and is a predicted model, not a curated record. Gene Ontology annotation, molecular function: FAD binding; protein binding. NCBI's taxonomy places the organism in Eukaryota, Metazoa, Chordata, Actinopteri, Perciformes, Cyclopteridae. The transcript is spliced from 25 exons.
ACCAGAAAGUCCCGGAAGAGGCUGCAUUCGUGCAGCAUGAGCGCGAGGCGCAGGUGAGCGCGCGCUCUUAUUAUUACCUUCAACCACACAGAAAAAGCAAACAAACAGAGAAACGACAGCUUGGAUACCGUUUCAACGAUGUGCCCGGUACUUCUACACUGCUAAUGUAACUUCUGGACGACUUUCAUGACCCGACACUGCUCAUAUUUGACUUGCUGGAGAUCAGUGUUUGAUCCAACAUCCUGAUUCACACUGCGCUGCCAGACGCACUGAGCAGAGCUUACACAUGUAAUGAGUUAACCAACAGACCCAGUGACCGUCAUCUUCCACUAUGGCGAGCAAGGACUCUGUCGACCCCUCACAUGCUACAUUUGACCUCUUCGUCCAAGCCCAGAGUUGUAAGGAUGUGAAGAACCACUUCGCUGCACUCUGCAGGCAACUGGACAUCGAUCCUCGGGAUUUCAGGAGUUUCUACAUCAAAUUAAAGGAAAGACUAAACUACUGGAAGGCCAAAGCCCUGUGGACCAAGCUGGACAAAAGGGCAUCCCACCCAGAUUACAAGCAAGGAAAAGCCUCCACCAAAAACAAGUGUCUUGUGUUGGGUGCUGGGCCAUGUGGGCUGAGAACGGCCAUUGAACUGUCCCUGCUGGGGGCUCAGGUGGUGGUGUUGGAGAAGAGGGAGAGCUUCUCCAGGAACAAUGUUCUCCACCUGUGGCCCUUCACCAUUUAUGAUCUCCGCGGGCUCGGAGCCAAGAAGUUCUAUGGCAAAUUCUGCACCGGGUCGCUGGAUCACAUCAGCAUCCGUCAGCUGCAGUUGGUUCUAUUGAAAGUGUCACUUCUCCUCGGGGUGGAGGUGCACACCGGAGUGGAGUUUCAGAACUUGAUUGAGCCCUCGGGAGAAAACGGUUGGACGGCCAAGCUGCAGCCAGGGUCUCAUCCUGCUGCUACCUUCCAGUUUGACGUCUUCAUCUCUGCUGGAGGAGGCAGGUUUGUUCCUGAUGGUUUUAAGCAUAAGGAGCUGAGAGGCAAGCUGGCUAUCGGCAUCACAACCAACUUCAUCAACAGACACACGGCCGCAGAGGCCCAUGUAGCAGAGAUCAGCGGUGUGGCCCGCAUCUAUAACCAGAAGUUCUUCCAAGAGCUGCUCACUGAGACGGGUAUUGAUUUGGAGAAUAUUGUCUACUACAAAGAUGACACCCACUACUUUGUCAUGACUGCCAAGAAGAAGAGCUUGUUGAAGAUGGGGGUCAUUAAACGGGACUACAGCGACGCAGAGGAGCUGCUGGCUCCUGCAAACGUGGAUCAGGAGGCUUUGUGCCGCUAUGCCCAUGAUGCUGCCACCUUCUCCACUGGUGGCAAACUGCCUGACCUCCAGUUUGCUAAGAACCAUGCCGGCCAGCCAGACGUGGCCAUGUUCGACUUUACCUGCAUGCACCGUGCUGAGAAUGCUUCUCUGGUCAGGGAGAGGGGGGGGAAGAAAUUGUUGAUGGGUCUUGUUGGAGAUUGCCUGGUGGAGCCUUUCUGGCCCCUGGGCACAGGUAUUGCCCGUGGGUUUCUAGCUUCUUUUGACACAGCGUGGAUGGUGAGGAGCUGGGGCAUGGGGGUCCCACAUCUCAAGGUCCUAGCUGAGCGAGAAAGUAUCUACCAGGUCCUGUCCCAGACCACACCAGAAAACACCUGCAAAAACUACGCUGUCUACAGCAUUAACCCCAAAACGCGGUACACAAGAGCCAACCUCUCAUCUAUCCACGCCAACCAGGUGCAGCACCUCUACGAUGUUGAUAAAUCCAAUCCAUCGAUCAAGAAACAGAAGAGCCAAUUGUUUCCCAUGCGUCAAGAUUCAGUCAAUGGUUUUGAGGAGUUGUUGAGAUGGUGUCAGAAACACACCGCGGGUUAUCAAAAUGUGAAUGUAAAUGAUUUUUCCCAAUCCUGGCGGUCCGGGCUGGCUCUGUGUGCUCUGAUACACCAUUUCAGACCUCGGCUCAUCGACAUGUCCUCCCUAGAUGAGUCCAGUGCUGUUUACAACCACCAACUGGCCUUCAGCGUCUUAGAGAAGGAACUGGGCAUCCCGCUUGUCAUGUCUGCCAGUGACUUAGCCAAAAGUGAUCAGAUAGACAAGUUGUCCAUGGUCCUCUACCUCACCCAAGUCCAAAAGGCCUUCACUGUGCCAGCAAAAGACCCUGCAGCCUUCCUGCCGUCGUCCAAGCCUCUGACUCUCUCCCAGACACAGUCGGCUGUCUUUUUCCUGACCAAGCUGAAGCACAACUCUCUGCAAAGGCGCAAGGAAAAGCUGGCGACUGAGAAAAGAAAAAAAGAGACGAGGAUGGGAGAUGAGGACAGUACGGCGGUGCCUCCUGUGUUCCCCGAGCUCAGUCCGACACCUUAUCCGGCUCUUGAUCCUGAGCCUGAAUCUGGUGCUGGUGUGUCGAUGAGAAACAGUGAGGAGUGUUACUUCUGUGCUCAGAGGGUCUAUGUGCUGGAGCGCAUCAGUGCUGAGGGCAAGUUCUUCCAUCGCAGCUGCUUCACCUGCCAUCGGUGCGGCAUCACUCUCAGACUGGGAGGAUACACUUUUGACCAGACCACAGGGAGAUUUUACUGUGAGCUGCACUCUGAAGAACUGGAGCUGGAAGACGGGGCUGGAACGUUGUCUAAGGAUGGCGAAGGAACAAAUGAGGAGAACAGGCUUUCCACUGAGGAUUAUACACCAUCUCCAUCAGAUGAGGAGUUUGAGCAUAUUCUGGACUCUGGUCCCUGUGCUCACUCACAGUCACAUACACCUGAAGGACAGGACCACCAUGUACUUGAAUCCAAAGAGGAUUCCCAACAACCACACCCAUCAAAAACUCCCAUACAUCCUCCAUCUAAAACUGAGGUGGCAGCACCCACUGAGGAGGAGACCGUGUCCUAUCCUGUGCCAAAGCCCCGCCUCUCUCAGCAGACCACACCCAGCCCUCAGCCCUCUCCUCCAAUAGCAAAACCUCGCUCAAUCCACCUUUUUAACCCCUCGACACCAGAACAACGUUCAUCUCCAACCCCUACAAAAGAGAUCUCCACAGCAGCACCAGACUCCCGUCCUAAGCAAUCACUCCGAAAGCUUCAGCUGACCAAUGAGGAGAAAAGCCAACUAGUGAACCUUCAGAGCCUCAGCGCGGACUCUGACUCAGAGACCCCCGGUGGAUCCUCCUCAUGCUCCUCUUCCUCUGCAACCGCAGGAGGUCCAAGCCCUCCUAAACCUGAGGGACUGGAUGGGCAAGAGGAGGAGGGCUACUGGAGUGGGAGCACCGCAGGUCACAUCCGGGAGAAGAGGAAUCGACGCUGCUUCAGGAGAAAAGAGAUGCCAAGUGGGCAGACCAGGGUACGAUCCAAGUUUUCCCCCUGGAAUCUCUCUUCUCCGAGAAUCAGCAGAGACACCCGGCUCAGUGUCCUCAUUAAUCAGCCAGGGAGAGUGGAAACAACAUUCAGACACGCACACAGCACUUCAGAAGAGGGUGGCGAUGAUGAUGAAGACGACGAUGAAGAAGAAGAUGAGAUGUUUGCGCAAGAUGAUGUUGACUUAUUUGAUGCGAAAUUUCAGAUGGUGCCGUCAGACCCUGUUGAGGCUGAGAAAAUGGAGCUGAUGAAGAUGAGGACACUCGAGCGGCGGGCCAAGAUGAGCGAAUUACAGCGAUUGCGCAAAGCCCAGUCCAUCCAGAGGAGACUGGAGGAGAUUGAGGUGACCUUCAAGGACUUGGAGGAUAAGGGUGUAGUGCUGGAGAGGACGCUGCGUGGAGAGGCUGGCAGCAACGGCUCUCCGGAAAUGAUUGAGAAUUGGAUCCAGCUCGUCCAUGAGAAGAACGCGUUGGUGUCCGAGGAGUCCGACCUCAUGGUGGCGUCUCGUCAGCUGGAACUCGAGGACAAGCAGAGCAUGUUGGAGUUGGAGCUAAGGAAAUACAUGGAACUGAAUGACAAGACAUCGGAGCAGCAGGCAGAAGAAGAUCGGGUCCUCCAACAGAUGAUCGACGUGGUGGACAUGAGGGACUCUCUGGUGGUGUUUCUGGAUGAGAAGAGGCUGAACGAGAUAAGCGAGGAGCAAGAGGCCUUCUCCCUCAGGGAGGCCAAGCGGCACUCGAAGGCAGGAGCUCAGGUUCACUGGGCGUAGGGCUUUCCCGCACACACACAUACUCUGCAUGAACCUGUGUGUACUGUGCAGUAGAUGCCCUCUCGUCUACUGUAUGUGAGACUUGCUGCUUUCAGACCUGAGACUUAACUUCUGCAAAGCCAAAGAUGAUACGGAAUGGUUGAGGAUGGGUAAGCGGCCCCUCUUUAUACAACUAGGAGAAAGCAUUGAGGCUUAUGGGCCAGAGGCUGAGUGAAUGUGUUGCAAUCUUUCCCCUAGAGGGAGACAUAAGCCUGGGAAUCUGAUGCAUUACGCUCAAUAACUCUCCAGCGAAGCCCAGCCUGAUGGUGUGGUCAAAGCAACAGACCACAUAUGAAAAAUAGACACCUAAUGUCUGCUGUUCACUUGAGCAACCACCACACAGCAGAUAAUUACUACCUAGCCUUGUCGUGGUGUCAGAAACAUGUGACUCGAGUGCAAAACCAAGACGAAGCAGCAUCAGAUUACAGCGGCAGGGAACCUGCAGUAGCUCUGGAGACGUAGAGGUGGAUCUAGGGCGAAAGCACACGAUGGAUGUUGUUUUUGAGAAAUAUUUUAAUGAAUAAAUGCUACUGUACACAAUUACAUAAUAUACAUAUAAUUAUGUUUAAUAUGUGUACACUGAAACUCUAGAAAAAUUAUGGUGAAGGAAAAAAAAACAGGUAGAUAACAUUUUACAAUUAAUAAAUUCCACUAUUUAGUAUUUAUGAUUACAUUUUUAUUAUCCAAAUUUGAAUGAAAAAAGACUUAACAGACUGGUUCAUCUUUUUAGAAAUGCUAUCUUUUAUCUUUUGCAGGUGUUCCUCUUUAUGUGCUGGCAGAAUUGCCAAAAUUGAGUCAAAGUCAUUUCGUUGUUAGUAAUAAAAAAAAUUAAAAAACGCCUUAUACAUUCAUUGUUUUGCUGCCAUUUUGUGCCGCCUGGAUGGCACUUCACAGUAUAUCAAAUAAAGAUCAUGCACUUUGA